CCCACUAUUUCCAUCGCCCAAAGUCUUGCCGACCAAUGACGAUCAAGCUUUUUCCAACAUCAAUCCUUCCCCAGCUCAUCCACGCAACAGAAAAAAACAAGCUGCUUUCCAUCAGCUACCGCCGCGUCCGACGUCCAGUCCUUCACUCGAAUCUCAAGAGCUUUCAUCAGGGAAAAGUCCAUCCUCGUGUCUACUUUGCAUACCGGUACCUCUUUUGGCGAAAUAUCCUUCAAAAGCUGGGUUGGAAGCGCCGUGCCUCUCUACGCAGGACCCCCUUAAACCACAACCGCGCCAACAAUCCGCAUCCUCACUACAUCUCACAUACCCUCCACGGCCUCGCCAUAGACCAGAUGUUCAAGGCGUACAAGAACCUCACCCCAAAGACCCGCCUGGGCUUCGGCGUCGCGGUCCUGGCCUGGGGCGGCGCAGGCCUCUACUUCUCCGACCGGGCCGAGGAGAAGUACCAACCCACACCCGAGGAAAAGGCCGUCGUCGACAAGUACGUCCCAAAGGUCACCGUCGUCGAUAGGUCCGAAUGAAGCGAGUGCAGUCAGUGAGUGAGUGUGUGAGCAGGGCGUUC
Messenger RNA from Colletotrichum scovillei, 580 nucleotides. RefSeq lists its product as uncharacterized. Bases 36 to 539 code for a protein of 167 amino acids. The record is from RefSeq and is a predicted model, not a curated record. NCBI's taxonomy places the organism in Eukaryota, Fungi, Ascomycota, Sordariomycetes, Glomerellales, Glomerellaceae. The transcript has 2 exons.